GUCGAUCUAAAGGGUUGGGCUUUUUAUACAAAAUAAUUUUACUGUAAGAGUGUGAAAUUCUGUUUUGGGAAAUUGUUAUCCCAGUCGUAGUUUGGAGUUCAACGUGUUGCAUUUCAACGCGGAGCAUAGACGGCUGGAAGCUUGUGCGAAGAGUCCGUCUACCCGUCUGUUUUUCUGAGUAAAUCUUGGAUUAAAUUGACAUCAUGGCUCUGGAUCUGUGCGGACAGCUGUGCAAGGUUAUUCUCAUCAUCUUCAACAUCGUGUUCGCCCUGCUUGGCGCUGCCAUGCUGGGCCUUGGUCUGUGGCUGCGGUUUGGCGCCAACACGCAAGGCCUCUUCGACGUCAACUUCAACACACAGCAGUUUGUCAUUGGUGUGAUGGUGCUGAUCGUCCUGGGUGCAGUGAUACUGGUGGUGGCCGUGUUUGGAGACUACGGCGCCUGCAACGAGAGCAGAGGCGCCCUGACAGGGUUUGCCGUCUUUCUGUCCAUUGUAUGUGGGUUAGUGAUCGGAGCAGGAGUGAUCGCCUUCAUAAGGAGUGAUGAGGUGGGGGAGCAGAUGGCCAUGUUCUACACAACGGUGUAUGCAAAGUAUUUGAAUACGGGGGGUGACCCUAGCAUGAUGGUCACUCUGACCGUCAUGCAGAACUGGUUCCAGUGCUGUGGAUUGGUGGGAGCCCUGGACGUUCUGGUCAAAAAGACGUGCCCCGAACACAGCUUCACCGGAUUCUUCACGAUGCCUGCCUGUCCCCCAGCCAUCGUAGACCUGUUUAAGGACAAGGCUCCGUUGGUUUUGGGCCUGUUCCUGGGUACAGCUGCUCUGCUGCUCCUGGCUCUGGGGUGCAGCUCCCAACUCCGCAAGGAAAUCAAGCGCUCCCGAACCCCCUCUCCCUCCUACAUGAUCCUGUCUACCUCCACCAACCUCCCCUCCACUCCCCACCCAUACGAAGACCCUGUGGUCUUCCCCCCUCUGACACUGGCCACGUCUGCUGAUGUCUAGGUGUGCUGCUAAGCAGGCACUCACACUCUCUCUCUCCAGUAUGUCUGCUUUAUAUACCUGUCUUCCUGCUUGUCUCUUUCUCCAGUCUGAAUUAAAGGACUGGAGGUGAAACUGUGGGAAUAACGUGGUGGUGAUCUUUCAGUGCUUACUAGACUUUAGACUUUAUUGUCCCCAAGGGGGAAUACUAACUUGAUACAAAGGUAUCCUGGGCUUGGUGGAAUUGUCUCGGCUGCGUUCUGUAUCUGCACCUGCUACCCUCACGCCGUCUCUGGUCGUGUUUAUAGUGGCGUCCAUUUUUGUGACCUCUGUUUCCACCCUGCAUGAAGACCCUGACAUGAAAUGGGGCAUUAACCACUUCCUGGUCUCCUCCCACUCCUAAACCCUGUUCCUAACAUCCUUCCUUCGUACCGGCUCCUUUCCUAGGUCAUAGUGCUGGCAUGCAGUUCUAUCCUUGUGAAGGAUAUUAAAACGACAAAGCAGAAUAUGGUCUCAAUACUAUAAUUAUUGGUACCAAUAAUGAGCAUGGUAUAAAGUAAUUUUGACAAUGUAGUAUUUCUGGACUACUGUUCAUUGGACCCAGUUACUAAUGUAAUGCAGAUUGUGAUGCUGCUAUACAGGAAGCAUGCAUAUAAAAAGGGAUCCAAACAGGUACUGCAGUGUAUAAUAUAUUUUGGUAUAUUUCUUUGUUACAAGUGAACUGUUAUAGAUGGCCAUGAGUCUGCUUUUACCUUGUUUUGGAUGUUCAACAAAAGCACCUGUGUACCCUCCACUUGAAUAGCAGUCAAUUCAAGUCAAGCUAAUACUAGCUUACUUACAUUUUAAACAUCAUAAGUCCUCAAUAUUGAUAUGUAUGCUCUUCCAUACGCACGCCUAGUCUCACAUUACAGAACCCAAACCAAACCCAAGGGCCUCUGUUCCUGACAAUCUCUUUCCCUCAUUCCCAUAAUGACCACGGGCAAGCGCUGGGCCAGCGGCCUCGUAACUGAGAGUUUGACUAAAUAAACACUUCAUGUUAAGGGCCUCUGGAGCCCCAAGUGUGGCCCUCAGAACAGAAGCAGUGUCACACCAGGUAGGGGGCUUUAGUUGUUGACCUCCAUUAUCAUUUCCCCUCUGGCCGUGUUUGUUGGCCUGAGACUGUUCACUGCUGAUGAGAAAGAGGUCCUACUCUGAAAUGCACUGUUGUAGGUAUUUCUAUUGUAUGCAUUGUUCUACUGAGUCUGAUGCAUACUUUGUUAAAAUAAAUAUUGACUUUUUUCUUUUUCCUUA
Molecule: messenger RNA, 2264 nt
Organism: Osmerus eperlanus (European smelt)
Lineage: Eukaryota; Metazoa; Chordata; Actinopteri; Osmeriformes; Osmeridae
Product: CD9 antigen-like
Exons: 9
Coding region: 204-998 (264 amino acids)
Cellular component (GO): plasma membrane
Source: RefSeq, a predicted model, not a curated record